UAAUAAUAAAAAUAAUAAAUACGUAUAUAAAAUAGAAGUGGUUUGAUUUACACGAUAAAAAAAUAAUAAUAAGUUUUGUUAAAUCGAGUGGAUUUUCCUCACACUUUGUUUGAUGACAAUCAGCUGUUUAUCACUAUAAUCGUAGAUACCAAUGUUGGAUAAUCAGGAAGACUUGUGGAACUUGAUGGGAUGCACUCCGUCCAAUUCUAUGAUAAUUAGUCAAUACGAUGCUCUCGUAUGUAUUGCCCACGGGGGACAAACCUCCGCCCGUAGAAUCGACACAAAGUUGCAGUCGUUUGACGAGAGUUCAACAAAAUCAUGGGGAGAUGAUGCGGAACGGAUUGGCGACAGUUGGAGUACCGAACCAAGUAGCCGAUGGCAAUAAAACAAUAUCAAAUAAUAAAAAUAAUAGUAGUGUUAAAAAGAUAUCAACGAGCACGACUACGGGAAUCGCGAUACCUACAUCACCAACGACAAUGAUCACGACGACAUUAUCCUCGAUGAGGAUCGAGGAUGACACAAUCCGAGAUAAUGGCCGAUACCAUCAAAGUGAAAUAAGUAAUGAUAUUAGUCCGAAGCAUAAUGGGAAUGGUACAACGACCAGAAAGUCAACGCUUCAUACUUCCAGAGUUACCAAAGACGAUAGUCUUCAUAGUAUUAAUAGUGAAACUAGUACUGUUGGAAGUGACCGGAAGUCCAAAAUUACUAAUGGUGGCAAGCACGCAAGUCUCAAAAGAGUUUCUUUUGGAUCGAGUAAAGGCUCGAUGGUCGAAACGUUAGUUUACGAAACUCCAGUCCAAGAAGAACCAGAGCUUAAUAAUUUUAUUGAACAUAACAGUCGGGUUUCGAUUGGUCCAGUUCCAGAUACUGAUGAAGGCAGGGAAAAAGUACGUGUUGCAUUUUUGGGUCCGCAACCUCAUCCUGCAACGCCUGGUGUCCUUCUCCUCGAGCCCUUUAUACCUACGACAGGUAACUUUUCAGAAAUAAUGUCCUCCGGCACUGCGGAACUCCUUACCACUCAUACAGAGCAUACGUCUCCAGCGUAUCAUGCUCAAAUCAGUACGGAUAGUGGGUGGGACAACCCAUUUAGGCCAGACGGAGAUCUAUCCCGAGAAGCCGACGAGAUAGUAGAACUAAUAAAAGGCGGAAAACCUAUAACCCCAACACCAGGACAAACUGCACCCCCAUUACCAGGAUGUGAUGGCAAAACAAUCGACGAUCACGACUCAAGUACUAGUCCAUUGCUGAACACAUCAACAUUCGAACGGACGAAUCAAGGGAAUGGAAACCUCCAUGGCAACGUGAAUUCCAGCGUCAAUAAGCAGCCCGUUAGCGAGAAGGUGACUCAACGUCAUUUCCAUUAUCCACUAACGAACAGCCGUGCGAAAUAAACUUGGUUGUUUAAACUCUCCUUUCCAACCUUGAGAAAAAGGUCGGCUCAACAACGAGCACGGCGACCGUGGAGGUCAGCAGAGUAACAGCACAGGGUCCUGGGGAUGCGUCUCAAGUCGAGCACGUGACUCUCAAGAAAAAGCCUAAGUGCAAAUGCUGCGUUCUUCAGUAACGUAGUUUAAUAAUAAUAAAAAUAAUAAAUAAUGAACAUUAAAUGAUAAUGAUAAAUUAUACAAUAACAUUAUUUAUUAAUGCUGUUUUGUAUGAAUCUAUUUAUUUAGUUCAUACAACUUCACUGAAACGCGAUUUAAUGAGCGACUAAAAAUUUUAGUCAGUUAGUCAGUCAGUCAAUUCUUUUUAUGCAAACUGAGACUGUGACAAGUCUCUUUAGUUAAAUUGUUUUUAAAUAUUAUUAUAUUACUUUUUUCACGCUAACAUGAUAUGGGUUGAUAAUUCAAUACUAAAGAAAUUAAUUUUACCGACGAUAUUAAGAUUUGAAAUAAAGAACAUAGUGGUAAGGAUAAUACAAAUGAAUGAUUAUAAAUUAUAACUAAGAGAGAAAAAAAUAAAAUGUGCAUCUGCGCUAUUUUAAACGAUAAGUUAUUUAAUAAAUGAUGAUGGUAAAAUACAACGGAUUAAAAUAUUAUUAAAAUUAAAAUAACAAAAAAAUUAUAUAUUUAAAAAUCUAUUAAUUAAUUAUAUAAAAACGGGACUUUACUUAUUUUCAGUCAUUAUAAAUAGAAAAAUGAAGAUAUUCACUAUUUUCUUUUCAUGUUCUACUUUUGGAUGAGUUAAAGAUAAAAAAUGGUUCGACUUGUCAACAUUGAUAUAUUUUUUUCUAUGUUGUGCAUCGAAAGUAGAAUAAAAGAACUGACAAGUUGAUGCACUAUCUUCAAAUUGUUGAUCUAAAUUAAAAAUUUCAAUUUUAGGACUUUUCAAAUUCAAAAAUGUUGAUGGAAAUUAAUUUUUUUGAAAUCGAAUUUAUUUUCAUCAUUAAUCUAUCGGAGAGCUAAACAAAAUGAACUAAAGAAACGAGAAUAAGUGAAUUUUUUUAUUCUUCAUGGCUGAAAUGGGUAAAACCCCGCUUCUAUAUAAUUAUCGAAAAUCUAUUGUAGAUAAAAAAUGGUAGUUAAUGAAUAGCUUGUAUGCUUUUAUCAUCGUUAGGGUUACAAUUUUGAUUUCAAUCGAAAUUGCAGAGAAUAUUAUAACGAUAAUUGAUAUCUGUAAUGAAUUCAGAGCUAAAAUUUUAUUACACACACGACACUUUAGUUCUGGUGAAUUUUAAAAAAAGUUAAUGAAUAAAAAAAAUUAAAAAUUCAGUUAAAUGUGUGUGUGCCUUGUUCGAUUUGCCCGAGAUAUUUCUCAAGACUGGAGCAAAAAUAUAAAAAAAAAAACUCAACAAAAUUACGCAGAAUAACUUACAGCUGUAAGGUCCACGAGUAAAGAUUCAGGAUUUUCAGAGGAAAAAAAAAGUAAAUUGUAAAUAUAGUAGAUUUAAUUAAUUAAUU
Molecule: messenger RNA, 2900 nt
Organism: Cotesia glomerata
Lineage: Eukaryota; Metazoa; Arthropoda; Insecta; Hymenoptera; Braconidae
Exons: 7
Coding region: 228-1391 (387 amino acids)
Source: RefSeq, a predicted model, not a curated record